Molecule: messenger RNA, 2530 nt
Organism: Pseudogymnoascus verrucosus
Lineage: Eukaryota; Fungi; Ascomycota; Leotiomycetes; Thelebolales; Thelebolaceae
Exons: 3
Coding region: 562-2100 (512 amino acids)
Source: RefSeq, a predicted model, not a curated record
AGCCUAGCCGCGAUUUGAGCCUAGUUGUUGAUAUUUGUAUGGUGAGGCUACGUUGAAACCGUCUCGAAUUCCACUGCCGAAGGGGUUGUGGAGGCUAUGCAAAGAGGCGCUUAUCCUUAUCGCCGACCGCCGCCCGCACUUUGCUCACUCCACUCCAUGGACAUCGGAGUGCACCACCCACAAUUCCCCACCUGUCACAUUUCCAGCUGUACCAAUACUACCAACACUACCAAUAGAGAUAGACCAUCCACGACUCUGCCACCAAAAGACACUACUACGACCACUACCAGCGGUGCCGGCACUGCCGCCCAGCUCUCUCAAUAUCAUUCGUUUCCGUCAUACCUCGACCAAACUUAUUCCAAAUUCAUACCAAGGAUGGUGAGCCGCACCGUCCACGCAAUCACCUUCCAAAUACACUUUGGCAUUCGAAAUCUAUAAGAUUCACACCUCGCGGCCAAGGUCUCCCCAGAUGUGAAGAGGCGGAGUGUGAAAGGCGACAGGCUGCUUGAGCAUAUACAGACAGACAGACGCUGGGAGGGCACCCAAAUCGUUUCGCCUACCAUGGCUAUCCACGCCCUUCUCUUCCUCCUGUUCACCUCGAUGGUCGGUGCUGUCGACGUAUUUGGCUCGGACGCCGCAUUAUCAAAGCAAGCCACGCAACUGACGUUGGUAUGGGAGUCCCCACAAGGAACCCUGACUCCUCUGGUUGAGCCCUUGACGGCACAGGCCGGUAGGGGCGGGAGUAUCAGAGCCAGUACCAAUAUUCAAGGGAGCUUCAAGUCCGUGACUACGAAUGGUGCUGGUGCAGGAGAGGUCAAUAAGGGCGAUAUUGCAUUGGUAUCGUGCGACUCAACAAACUCAUCCUUCCUAACUCAAGACGCCGUCAUCGACUUAAUCGUCCCCAAGAACCCAGGCGCCAUUGUGUUAUACAGCCUCGCGUCCGCCCACUGUAGCGUCAAGGACGUCGGCUCGUUCGCAGACUACUACACACUGAGGAACGUCUCAGCGAAUGCUAUGCAAAUGUUGGUGUCGUCGUCGACAUCGGCGACUGCAACGAUUCGACCUGAAACAGCCCAGGGCGAAAACCAGCCGACACAACGAAAUCAAACUCCGGCAGUGGCUAUGAGCGUACUAUAUGCUGUUACUGGCAUUGUCACAGUGCUCUUCCUCGUCAUCAUCACCACAGGCGCCUGGCGCGCUCACAACAAUCCGGCAAGAUAUGGUCCAAGGACUGGCUUUGCCGGCCGUCCGAGGCAGAGUCGGGCGAAGGGGCUUGCCAAAGCAAUGCUUGAGACCCUUCCAAUUGUGAAGUUUGGAGACCCCCUACCACCAAAGGCGGGGAACCGGGAUAUAGAACUUGACGACGCAAACACAUCAGAAGAACCUAAAGCAGCACACGUGGCAACUGACAGCGAUAAGAAGGGUAGCCCGCAGCAGGAUGCAAUCCCUGUUGAAGCGGAUAUUGCGACAUCUUCCUCCGAAUCUAAUGAAGUGGGUUCAACUCCUCAACCAAACCCUGAGACCCCGGACGAACACCUUGGAUGCUCUAUUUGCACAGAGGAUUUUACAAAAGGGGAGAAUGUCAGGGUCUUACCCUGUAACCAUCAAUAUCACCCAGCAUGUAUUGACCCUUGGCUACUGAAUGUCUCCGGAACGUGCCCCUUAUGCCGCGUUGAUCUUCGGCCUGUGCGCAGUAAUUUGAGUGCCGGCGAGCCCUCUUCCCCAACGGAUGCCGACCAAACGCCAGCUGUACCCGCUGAAGCUGUCCACCAGUCUCGGGUCCAAAGGAUCCUGGCUACGCGCCACGCGCCUGUCCAUGAACGCAUGGCCAUUCUGAGGCAGCUAGCCAGGGAAUCCGGUCAGCACCAGCCGACAGAGCCUGCCUCAUCAGCCGUUUCUGCCGAGGGGUCGCGAAAUAGAUUAAGUCUGGCCGAUAGGCUGAGAGAUAGGUUCUCGGUCCGUACGAGGUCGAGUAAUGCGCAGGAUGAAACAUCUGCACCAGCGACAAGCGCGACGGAAACAACCGCCAAUACGACAACCACGAGGUCUAGUGGACCAGGUCCCAAUGCGACAAGUGAAGAAGCCCCGCCAAGGCCCUAAGCCAAAGCACUCACCUUCUCGAAAUUAAACUUUCCUUUUUCAGGUACGGCUGCAUUGGGGUGAAUGGACAGUUUAGGGGUUUGAUUUUGGUGUAGAUUGCGCAUGCGGCAGCUGACACCACGAGGAUGGCGUGGUGGCGUCGGGUUGUCGGCUCAUGAAACGGCGGGUGCAUAUAUAAGAUUUCGUACGGUGGGACGGCCCUGGCGCAUGGGAAAGGCUAGUACAAUUAGGCUCAUGGCCUGGACGGUUUGGGAAGGCGUUUUGCGGGCCCUAAUGACCAGAUUGAUUGCUUACUUUAUAGUACUCUAUAUGGGAGGGAAUAGUGGCGUUCGCUUUGGGAGCUGCGCCUUUGUAUAUGGCGCCCAACAUAUUGUAAUUAUCGUAACAACCAUAGUAAUGUACAUGCGAUAUUAUAAUGAAUGAGAUGAGC